AUGGUGUUCGACAUCGAGCUGCUUUACCAUACCAUCCCCAAAGUAAUGGCCAAGCUGAAAUCUCUAGCAGAGAUUAAGAUGAUUACGGAGAAACGAUUGCAAAGAUCAAGGAAAGAUUGGUCAAGGAAGUUGGAUGACGCCUUGUGGGCAUACGAACGGCUUUCAAAACAGGAUUGGCUGCGAGAAGAAAAAGGCAUUGUUACGAAUUUGAAUGAGCUAGAUGAGUUUAGGAAUGAAGCCUAUGAAAACGCGAAGAUAUACAAGGAGAGAACUAAAAAGUGGCACGAUCAAGGUCUAAUACGGAAAGAGUUUCAACCAGGACAGCAAGUUUUACUCUUCAAUUCAAGGCUGAAACUGUUUCCUGGAAAGCUGAAAUCAAGAUGGUCGGGACCAUUCACGGUGGUCAAGGUGUUUCCUUAUGGAGCGGUGGAGUUAAAAGGUGAAAGUCCAACAACUUUCAAAGUCAAUGGACAAGGUUAA
Messenger RNA from Cannabis sativa, 480 nucleotides. RefSeq lists its product as uncharacterized. The coding region runs from base 1 to 480 and encodes 159 amino acids. NCBI's taxonomy places the organism in Eukaryota, Viridiplantae, Streptophyta, Magnoliopsida, Rosales, Cannabaceae. The transcript has 2 exons. The record is from RefSeq and is a predicted model, not a curated record.